Messenger RNA from Seriola aureovittata, 942 nucleotides. Its product is annotated as olfactory receptor 52L1-like. The record is from RefSeq and is a predicted model, not a curated record. NCBI's taxonomy places the organism in Eukaryota, Metazoa, Chordata, Actinopteri, Carangiformes, Carangidae. The transcript has a single exon. Gene Ontology annotation, cellular component: membrane. The coding region runs from base 1 to 942 and encodes 313 amino acids. Gene Ontology annotation, molecular function: G protein-coupled receptor activity; olfactory receptor activity. Gene Ontology annotation, biological process: G protein-coupled receptor signaling pathway.
AUGAAAAAUCUCUCUGAAGUGACAUCUUUUCAUCUGUCUGAUUACUAUGGCAUGGAGGACAUGAAGCCAGUGUACUUCUGCAUGUUCCUGAUUAUAUAUCUAACUAUUGUUGCUGAAAAUAUUGCAUUAAUCAUGGUGGUCUAUCGUGAAAAAACUCUGCAUGAGCCAAUGUAUUUGUUGCUGUGUAACCUGGCUGUGAAUGGUUUGUAUGGAAGCACUGCCUUACUGCCAGCUGUCCUGAGCAAGCUGCUGUCACACUCAUAUGAAAUAUCCCUACCGCUUUGUCAGACACAGAUCUAUGCCAUACACACAUUUGCCAUCACUGAAUUCACAAUUCUAGCAGCAAUGAGUUAUGACAGAUAUGUGGCCAUUUGUUACCCGCUGCCAUAUCAUGCAAUCAUGUCACAGAGGCUUGUUAAACUCAUUGUUUUCACAUGGCUUUACCCCAUGCUGGCAUUUUUAAUUGUUUUCAUUUUGACUCUUCAGCUGAGGUUUUGUGAGAGAACCAUAGAAAAGGUUUACUGUGUGAAUUACUUACUGGUGAAACUUGCUUGUACAGAUACAUCUAUUAUGAACAUAGUUGGCUUACUAUCUGUAGUUCUAUAUACGAUUCCACAGCUUAUCAUGAUCUUUUAUUCAUAUGCACAUAUCCUGAGGAUAUGUUUACUGUCAUUCAGCAAAUCCAGGCUCAAAGCCCUUCGGACUUGCACCCCCCACCUACUAGCCAUAAUUAACUACUCUAUCGGGUGCUUUUUUGAAAUAGCACAAAGUCGAUUCAAUGUUAGCCACCUGCCUUAUGAAACCAAGUUGUUUUUAUCUCUCUACUUUUUGAUAUUCCCAUCCAUCCUUAAUCCAGCAAUCUAUGGUUUGAGCAUCCAAGUGAUAAGAGUUCGACUGUUUGGGCUUUUCAGCAGAAAAAGUAGGCAAGUAGAAAUGAUGUAG